CUAUGAAAAUGGAUUUAAAGUUCUGCCUUGUUCAAAGUAAACAUGUCACUGUAUUACCAUUUUUUCCUUUCAUUGGAGUAGUUCAUAAAUUGUUGUAUAGUACAACUUGCAGUUUCUGAGAAAUGAGAAAAAAGAAGCGACUACCAUGUGAUCAUGUGAAAAUACUUGUUAUACAAAUUGGCGGGCAGGAUUAGGUAACCAUGGCCGGACCACGUUUGGAAGUGCUUAAUGCACUAGAUAUUGCGAAGACUCAAUGGUACCAUUUUACAGCAAUUGUGAUAGCUGGAAUGGGUUUUUUUACAGAUGCAUAUGAUCUUUUCUGCAUCUCUUUAGUCACCAAAUUGCUCGGGCGCAUAUACUACACAGACUAUACCAAAGACAAGCCGGGAUCCUUACCUCCAGACGUAGCAGCUGCUGUUAAUGGUGUCGCACUUUGCGGUACUUUAGCAGGCCAGCUCUUCUUUGGUUGGCUUGGUGACAAACUGGGUAGGAAAAAAGUGUACGGGAUCACUCUAAUUCUCAUGGUUGUUUGCUCCCUUGCCUCAGGGCUUUCCUUUGGAAGUUCUCCAAAAGGAACCAUAGCCACUCUUUGUUUCUUCAGGUUCUGGCUUGGAUUUGGUAUUGGUGGUGACUAUCCUCUAUCUGCAACAAUUAUGUCCGAGUAUGCCAACAAGAAGACUCGUGGAGCAUUUAUCGCUGCUGUGUUUGCUAUGCAAGGAUUUGGUAUUUUGGCUGGUGGGAUUGUAGCUCUAAUUGUUUCAAGUGCAUUUAAUAACAGAUUCCCAGCCCCUACAUAUGCAGUUGAUCGACGUGCCUCACUUAUUCCUCAAGCUGACUAUGUUUGGCGCAUUAUUUUGAUGUUCGGUGCCAUCCCUGCUGCGUUGACUUACUACUGGCGUAUGAAGAUGCCAGAAACUGCACGUUACACUGCCCUUGUCGCCAAAAACGCGAAACAAGCUGCUGCAGAUAUGUCUAAGGUGCUCAAUGUUGAUCUUGAAGCAGAGGAAGAGAAGGUGACAAAGAUAGUUACAGAACCAAACAAUUCGUUUGGUUUGUUCUCUAAGGAAUUCGCCAAGCGCCACGGUCUUCACUUGGUAGGAACAACCACUACUUGGUUCUUAUUGGAUAUCGCUUUCUACAGCCAAAAUCUUUUCCAGAAGGAUAUCUUCACGGCAAUCAACUGGAUUCCUAAAGCUGCGGAAAUGAAUGCAUUAUAUGAAGUUUUUCGGAUUGCAAGAGCUCAAACCCUUAUUGCACUAUGCAGUACCGUACCAGGAUAUUGGUUUACAGUGUUCUUGAUUGACUACAUGGGAAGAUUUGCCAUUCAGUUGAUGGGUUUCUUCUUUAUGACUGUUUUCAUGUUCGCGCUCGCUAUUCCUUACGAUCACUGGACCUUGAAGCCCAACAGAAUUGGCUUUGUAGUAAUGUAUUCGCUGACAUUUUUCUUUGCCAAUUUUGGACCAAAUGCGACUACAUUUGUCGUCCCAGCAGAGAUUUUCCCAGCAAGGCUAAGAUCAACCUGUCACGGUAUAUCUGCAGCAGCAGGAAAGGCAGGUGCUAUAGUAGGUGCAUUUGGCUUCUUAUAUGCUGCACAAAGCCAAGACAAAACCAAGACUGAUGCAGGUUAUCCUCCCGGUAUUGGAGUCAAGAACUCUUUGAUUGCACUUGGUGUAAUCAAUUUCAUUGGCAUGUUGUUUACUCUAUUGGUCCCUGAAUCAAAGGGUAGAUCGCUCGAAGAAUUGACCGGUGAGAAUGAUGAAAGUGGCGAGGAAAUGCAGGCCGCUGCUUCUGUUAGGACUGUUCCUGUGUGAUUUUCUUUUUUUCUUUUCUACUAAACUUUAUCAGACAGCUCGCUUUUCAUCAGGGUUUGUGAUACUUCUAUUGUGGAUCUAAUAUAUAUUUUGCUUUGUGAAAUGUAAUAGCGUACAUAUAUUUCAGUUGUUUUUGAAUUUGUUUCCUUGUUCUAAAGCUACUUGUAUUAUUAAUAUAUGUUCUUACAUAUAUCUGAUUUAUGCGUACUCUUCCUUGUGCUCUUUACUGUAAGGAUCAAGCCCAAAUUGGAAUAAAAUGAGCACGAUUUUAUUUUUUGAAUGAA
Molecule: messenger RNA, 2095 nt
Organism: Ricinus communis (castor bean)
Lineage: Eukaryota; Viridiplantae; Streptophyta; Magnoliopsida; Malpighiales; Euphorbiaceae
Product: probable inorganic phosphate transporter 1-3
Exons: 2
Coding region: 201-1811 (536 amino acids)
Biological process (GO): transmembrane transport; phosphate ion transport
Cellular component (GO): membrane
Molecular function (GO): phosphate transmembrane transporter activity
Source: RefSeq, a predicted model, not a curated record